Motacilla alba alba is the source of this 3596-nucleotide messenger RNA. RefSeq names its product dehydrogenase/reductase X-linked (gene DHRSX). NCBI's taxonomy places the organism in Eukaryota, Metazoa, Chordata, Aves, Passeriformes, Motacillidae. The transcript has 7 exons. The coding region runs from base 2127 to 3332 and encodes 401 amino acids. The record is from RefSeq and is a predicted model, not a curated record.
AGUUGCAGCCAGUGGAAAGGAGGAGGCACUCUAAGUGCCUCAGAGAAGGCUGUCAUUCUCUGCAGGUCUUCAGAAGUGCCUCUCUUUGUGUCCUCUGCCCAUGCAGCAGAGCUGAGGAACUAGAUUGCUCCUUUUGUCCCUUCCAGGGCUAAGACACCUAAAAUUUCAUUGAGGUAAUAAUGUCUCAGUGAGGUAUCUAAAGUAGAUGGAUGCGAUUCCAGCCUGAAUAAUUGGGGCUUUGGAGUAAAAGAUUGCAAGAAAAACCAAAGUGUCAAUAGUAAGAUACAAGCUGCUGAAAACCAAAGAAAAGAAAGUAUUGAUUAAAAUAACGAUGUAUUAGAAGACUAUUUGAAAAGAAUCAAAGACUACAGCCUUUUGUAGUUAUUUUUGUUCCUCCUCCAUGCCCCAUUAGCCUUUAGAAAAAAAUAAUUUAAUAUAUUGUUGGAAAAAAAACUUCUCAUCUUUUCUGUGACACUGUACUCGGGAGCCAUGGAGGGCUAAAAAUCAUUUGUAACACGGUGAGAAAAAGUAGUGGGUCCAAUAAGACUGCAAUGGUAACCCAUCAGUUUUCCAUCACUUAAUCUAAUUCCUUGGAUAGCAUUGUCUGAAAAAAGACAGAAGAGUAUUUAUUGCAGUAGCUUGAAUAUGCAUCAAUUGAUUUUAUUAUACUAGAAAACCUGAGAAAGUAUGGUUUAUUUAUAUACAGAUUGUGUAAAUACACUGUAGGCAAGUUUCACAGUUUAAUGUUGAAAGGGCUUUCAUUAAUGGUGUAGUUGUGAGAAAAGGAUGUAAAGCAGCAUAAAAGAGUCAGGAUUUGAUUUUUACUGAGAUAAGUUGAAAGAAUAAUUCACCUUUAGUGAAUGUGUUUCUUCUUUCAUGUUGUUUUAUGUGUUGAUUUUUCUAGUACUCCAUGCAUGGUUGCAAAAAGUAUACAUUAAGAAUGAAUCCCUCAUUGAUGUGACUUAAUGAUGUCUAUAAUUUAUGUUUGCCUAAUUCUCUGUGUUAAUAAAAAAAAUCACCAGAGAUCCAUAAAAUUAAAUGGUUGGUUUUGACCUGGAGCAACUACACACUAUGUUUUUACUUUAGGUGUAUUUUUGUAGAAGACAUGAAGUCAGUUCUGCUAAGCAAUGUAAUCUGAUACUGAAAAAGUAUCUUGUUAAAUGUAAUAUUUUUUAGAAAGUAUGGAGUGGGGUUUUUUUAAAGGCUAGGAGAUUGCAUGUCAAAUACAGCUCCAGAACUUUGUAUGGCUUCCCAUCCUUCUCAGAGACAAAAAGUUACCUAAAGAUUUGAAACUGAAUUUAUGGCCCAACGUCUCCUAUUGUUCAAUGACUGAUUUUGGUUUGUAUCGAUACUGAGGCUCAUCGGAAUGUUUGAAAACCCACCGGUUUUGUGAAUGGAAACCACGGCAUCAGGACCAGGCGCUCUAUUUCCUGUAGCCGAAACCAGCCACCCACAAGAACUGGUAGAUAGCACUCGCUUCCCUGUCCCGAGUACUCAGACUAAGGCUGAGCAUUGAGAACUGACAACAUGAUAUGGCAUGCGAUAUACCAGUUAUCAUUGUAAAGAAGGUAUUCGUCAGACAGGUGUAAAAUUUCGGCUCCUGAGGUAGGAAAGCUCCGUACACUGAGCUACAUUUGGAGAAAUCGGUACCUGCAACUGACACCUCGAGAGGAGUGAGCCCGAGGGAUACCCGAGGUGAGAGGGGCCGUGCCCAGACCCAGCGACGCCGUGGCAGUCCGCAGCAGCCCCUCAUUUCUGCCAGAGUGAAGGGAAACGGUGAGACAACCCGAUGAGCGCUUUCAGCCACGGGAUCCUGAAGCAACGCCGUGUGCCUCACUCCGCCUAGGCACUGACUGGCUCGUAGCUGUCACAGAUGUGGCAGCAAGAGUCCCUGCGCCCCAGCCCCGGCGGCCUCGCCGGGCGGGCUGUCACGCCGCUACCGCCUCCUCCCUCGCUGCAGCGUCGCGCACGCCGCCCCUCUCCGUCUCCCCCUGCCCAGCUGCUCGGGCGGCCCGGCGGGGGCUGAGCCGCCGCCUUGUCGCUGCUGCUGCUGCUGCUGCUGCCGCCGCCGCCGAGGCCGGUCCGCCCGCCGCCGCCCCUUCCCUUCCCUUCCCCCGCCACCGCACAUGCCCAGAAGGGCGGGAGCCGCGGCGAGCCCGGGCGCUGCUGUGACAGCGGCGGCGCUUUCCCUUCCGUGGUGGGUGGGGGCCGCGCCGCGCCCCCCGGCCCGGCCCGGCCCGGCGGAAACACUGCGCCGGCCGCCUGCUCGCCCAGUGCCUUCGCCGCCGCGCCCCGAGCCCGCUGCCGCCGCGGGGCGGGAGGCGGCCAUGUCGCUAUUGUCUGCGCUGGUGCCCUUGCUCCGGGUGUACUGCAUCGGCCUCCGCGUCAUCCUGCACCAGCUGCGCCGCCGCUUCCAGCCGCGGUGCGCCCCGGCCUCAGUUUUCCCUACACAAAAUGGAAAGGUUGCUAUAGUGACUGGAGGCACUAAAGGAAUUGGUUACCAAACUGUGAAGCAUUUGGCAAGACUUGGCAUGCAUGUGAUAAUAGCUGGAAACAGUGAAAGUGAUGGCCAAGAAGCGGUGAAGAAAAUAAACGAAGAAACUUUGACUGGAAAAGUGGAGUUUUUAUACUGUGAUUUGGCUUCCAUGAAGUCUAUACGGCAAUUUGUGCAGCAGUUUAGAGCAAAGAAUUGUCCACUCCAUGUCCUGGUGAAUAAUGCUGGGGUGAUGCUGGUCCCUGAAAAGAAGACGGAGGAUGGGUUUGAGGAACACUUCGGCUUGAACUACUUGGGACACUUCCUGUUGACUAACCUCCUCUUGGAUACGCUGAAGCAAUCAGGAACGCACAGUCACAACGCUAGGAUCGUCACUGUCUCAUCAGCCACCCAUUAUGUAGGCAAAUUGCACCUAAACGACUUACAAAGCAGAUGUUCGUAUUCGCCCCAUGGAGCCUAUGCCCAAAGCAAACUUGCCCUUGUGUUAUUUACCUAUCGACUACAGCAUCUUCUGACUGCAAAUGGAAGCCAUGUGACUGCUAAUGUAGUAGACCCUGGAGUAGUGAAUACUGAGCUCUACAAGCAUGUCUUUUGGGUUGUGAAAGUGGUCAAAUGGAUGACAGCCUGGCUAUUUUUCAAGACCCCAGAGGAAGGAGCCUCUACAACCAUCUAUGCAGCAGUAUCGCCUGAGAUGGAAGGAGCUGGUGGCUGCUACCUUUACAAUGAGGAAAGGACAAAAUCGGCUGACGUAGCAUAUGAUGAGGAGCUGCAGAGAAGGCUCUGGACAGAAAGCUGCAAGAUGGUUGGGAUUUCUGAUGAAGCCAGCAGGCUUCCCUAGAAGAAGCCACUUUCAGCUGGGUAAAUUAAAUGCAUUGAAAAGCAUCUUACGUGAAUUCUUGCAGCAUCAGCCAUCAUCCUGGAAGUCACUCUUCAGUCCCAAAGGCAAACGUGAACAGCUCUGUUCUUCACUUGAAUCCCUAAUCUGCUAGGGUGUGGGGGGAAUAUUCCCACAGAAAGGUGUAGUGGUUGGUUUUAAAUCUAACCAUCAGUUUUGUAAAUCAUUCUGUUUCAGUCUGUGAUUAAAAUACAAUCUUUAAACAUG